This is a messenger RNA of Clupea harengus (Atlantic herring), 3106 nucleotides long. RefSeq names its product CLIC family member 4 (gene clic4). NCBI's taxonomy places the organism in Eukaryota, Metazoa, Chordata, Actinopteri, Clupeiformes, Clupeidae. The record is from RefSeq and is a predicted model, not a curated record.
CCGUGCAGAUGACAUCACGCCUUUAAAUAUUCCCGUUGCUUUUUUCCCUCACCCCAUCAUACUCUCCAGUCUAGUGCAACGUAAAAGACCAAAGAGUAGGGGAGGCUUAACAAUGCAUUGAUAGCCAUAUCGAGCUUCUAGAAAAGCGGGGAAAUACUCUUCUUUGUAUCAGUCGGCACCAGUGGCAAACGAGCUGCGUGAACUCGACUUGUGUGAGAAUUGCUGCGCGGUUCCAGCUGGCCAUCACAACUUGGUUGGGAAAACGGUUAUCCGAAGGCUGCACGGACGGGGAGGCGGAGAACAUUGCUGCUGGGAAAAUAGUUGCCUUUUUUUCUUUGGCUGAGGAGGCCAGUUACGGUGGAAACUUAAAAAACUAACUUAAAAAUGUCUCUUUCGGUACCCCAGAACGGAGUGAAGGGCGAUAACGAACCCGUUAUCGAACUCUUUGUAAAGGCGGGAAGUGAUGGCGAGAGCAUUGGCAACUGCCCCUUCUCCCAGCGCCUCUUCAUGAUCUUGUGGCUCAAGGGCGUGGUCUUCAACGUCACCACGGUGGACCUGAAAAGGAAACCAGCAGACCUGCAGAACCUGGCCCCCGGCACACAUCCGCCCUUCAUCACCUUCAACGGAGAGGUCAAGACGGACGUCAACAAGAUCGAGGAGUUCCUGGAGGAUGUCCUCAGCCCCCCCAAGUAUGCCAAACUUGGUGCCCGCCACCCUGAGUCCAACACAGCAGGGAUGGAUAUCUUUGCCAAAUUUUCAGCUUACAUCAAAAACUCCAAACCUGAUACCAAUGAAGGUCUGGAGAGAGGUCUGCUGAAGACCCUGCAGAAGCUGGACGAGUACCUGCGCUCCCCACUGCCUGACGAGAUCGACCACAACAGCAUGGACGAUGUCAAGGUGUCCAGUCGCAAGUUCCUGGACGGGGACGACAUGACCCUAGCUGACUGCAACCUGCUCCCCAAGCUUCAUAUUGUCAAGGUUGUGGCCAAGAAGUACCGUGGCUUUGAGAUUCCCAAGGAGAUGAUGGGCAUCUGGAAGUACCUGGGCAAUGCCUACUCCCGCGAGGAGUUCACCAACACCUGCCCCAGCGACAAAGAGAUUGAGAUCGCCUACGGCGACGUGGCCAAGAGGCUCGUCAAAUAAUCCCCUCACACCUUCACCCACCCCACCCCCUACAGCACUGGGACUGGUCAUUGAUUACACAAGAAAGAAAAGAAAAAAAAACUAUGGACUCUUUUUUUUUUCUCCUUCUGUCUCUAUUUAGAGCAAACCCAAUGCAUGAUUUAUUUUCCUUUUUGUUUUAUUUACAUUUUGGUCUCUUCCCUUUUAAGGAAAUCCCUGUGUUGUUAACACCACUCUCUAAGGUCUAUCUCACUGACUAUGUUCCUUUUCUUAUUAUGAUCUUGGAGUAGUGAAAAAAAUGGCAAGACGGUUGGGAAUACUACCAGCUGUCACGCACCAGAGCUUUACAUACACACACACUCUGUGUAUCAGUUCUGACGGAAGUGACUUCCACGCUCCUGACUGUGCCGACUCAUACUAGAUGAGAUCGUGUCAGUUAAAAGAGAAUGGCUUUUUUUUCAAGGCUUGCAGAGUAAAAAUAUAUAUUUUCAGCUGAGUACGUUUAAACAGUGUUGUAAGCUCCAGUAUGUUUUUUUUUGCUGAAGGUUGUUUGCAAGCAGUGCAGUGGCUUUGUGCUGAAGUGUAAGGGUUUAGUCAUUGUACAGUCGAGAGGACUGGGACAUCCCUUUAUAACCAAGGCCCCACGCUCAGGUGGACUAGCUCUGAAACGGAGACGGUGACCUUGCUAUGGUGUUCUGGGGUACUGUUUCUCAGUGCUCACAGUCCUUUUCAGUUCUUUAGUAGAACUGAGACGUGUAAACUGACAGAAUACACAUCCAUUAAACAGGUGAGCCAAGUGACCUGAUUCAGGUCAGUAGCUUUCAUGUUUCAUUUGCGGAAUCUGAGUGAAAGUCCAGCCAGGUAAACUUUGAUGAGAGGAAAUACCAGGUAAACAUGCAUGAACAUAUUCCAGUUGAAGAACUGAUCUUGUAGGUUGCAUAUUUUCCAAAUGAUGUUUGAACAUGUUAUUUUUUGUUAAUAAUGCAUGUGUUGAGUUGGCAGUUUGAAUCUUAAAGCACUCUGCAAUUUAACAAAUUGUGAGUUCUUAGCUGUGAUCCUAUUGUGGAGCAAAAGUUAGCUGAAAGCUAUUCGACAUCGAUGGCUUUUUAAUCAUGUAUUUAAACUUCAUCUAUACAUCUUUAUCUUAUGUCCUUAACUAGGAAUCUGGGAAUUGACAGUAAUGUGGCCAUAAGACCUAUUCUAGUGACCGAGAACACAUAUCAAAUGACAGACCCAGAGGAGAAGGUGCCAUCAUUGCAGAAAACAUCAUUUAUGAUUCACAUCUUUUAUUUUACACCUUUCACCUUUAAAUAAUAUUCAGCCAGAAGUGAUAUACUGUUACUACUCCUAGCAAACUAGGCUCGAGGUUUUUUUUUUUUCAGGUUUCCAUCCUUCACAUGUAGUCACUAAUUUUCAGAUUGCAGAGAGACUUUGUAAAUAUUCAUUCCAAGACUGACAUGUACAUUUUUUUUAUGUUCACUGAUUUAAGGUGAAGUCCUAUUUUACAUACAAUAUAUACAUACUCCUUGGGCCUUACACAAUUUCUCAUGUCAAAGAACACAACUCCUUGUGUGUAUCAAGGCUGAGAAAGGUGCAGAAGUAGUUCUUAGACAGGUCUCUGAAGAAUACAUGAGUUGACAGGAAUGACUGUAAAUCAGCAACCCAUUGUAACACGCCCAGAUGUAGUGCAGUGAACACUGCUUCUCUGACAAAGAAACACUAAUGUGCCUUUGACGACCUUCUGAGCACCUCGCUCAUCUGUGUUGCCCUCACGUGGUUAAAGAGGGAACAGUUCCUCCCCUUCCAAUGGCUUCUCACUCCCUGCACCUUUACCAUGUUUCUUUGUUAUUAUUAUUAUUAUUUUUAUGUUUUGCGCCACGAUCCUGUCAUACCAUGUCAGUGUGACACGAAUUACUGGUGAUAUUGAUUAUGAAAGCUCUGCAUGUUUGCCAUCAAGCUCUCAUCAAUAAACUGCUGGCAGCUA